AUGAUUACUUAUUUGAACAAUCUUUCAAAUGUGUUUAUUGACAUUAAAAGGCUCGGAAAAUUAAAUUUAUUUCAGUAACUUAGAAGUAUGCUUCCGGGAAAACGACACACUUCCGCCGUACUUAAUGAAGAACGGGUGUUGUAUCCGCGAAACAAGUUAUCGCCUGGCACGAAACCUUGCGUCGUUGGAGGAAACCCGAUAACCGAGGAGCUGGCAGUUGAACUUCGCGUAACUACAUUUGGCACGGCGUCGUGCCCACCGCGAGUAGAAUGGGUCAGGUCGCCUAUUGUAAUGAGAGCACCCGACCAGCAUUUAGCGUACGGCCUGGCAGCUCCACGCAAUGGUACCAGGUCGCUGCUUGCUGGCCUCCAAGCUCAUGUCAUCAAAUGGCUCCUAUUUGAUUCUCGACCUUUGACUAAGGAUAACAAGUCUGCCGACCCUCCAGAAACUUACUUACGACCUUCUGAGGAGCGCCAGGAAGAAGCUCUAUGGCGUGCGUGCAGCGAAGUAAUAUGGCGGUGCGCGGGCGGCAUGACCCCUCCGCAGACGGGUCAGCCAAAGGCAGUGGUGGCACUGCCAUCAGAUAUGACGUACGUGCAACACAGCUCGACCUACUAUCAAGAUGGAGUUACCGAAAAGCUGCACUUAUUUGAAUUCACCAAUUUGGAGGAUGUCCAGAUUUUUAUGAAGAGGUAUUUAUACUUGUUUAAAAUUGAAGAAGGAUGCGGCGCUUUGUUGUUGCUGUAUGCUGCAGUGCUGUCACGAGGGUGUGAUAACGUUAAGAAAGACUUGGAUGGCAAACUGACGUACCUGGUGUCAUCGCACGUAGAAGGUUCGCUAAACGUUGUUACCCUGCUUCUCACCGGGCGAGCCACUCCAUAUCUUCACAACGGAGUCGUGUAUAUUGGUGACGAGGACCAUUAUGCUAUGCCGCAGUUUGGAGUAUUGUCACGUAGCCCAGUCGGUCUUCUAGUAUAUUAUGGAAAUGAAGACAAUGCUAAAAAUAACGCUAACCAGCAGCAUCCAGGAUCUAGGCUUAAGACACCAGCUAUGCCUAUUUGGGUUACAAGUUGUUCAGGACAUUAUGGCGUGAUGUUUAAUACAAAUCGUGAAUUGUUAAGGAAUUAUCAUGCAGAAAGGAGAUUUGAUGUCCACUAUUACACUACUGGCGGUUGCCAUGUACUGUUGAAUGUCGAUACGCGCGCUCAUGAUGACAUUGCAGGACCAAUGCGGAAUGAUGACAUUAGCGCCACGCCUCUCGAAAAACUCAUCCAUACAAAGUGGCAAGAUGCGAAAAUAACCUGGACAGGUCCAGACCCUCACGUCAGCGAUUCUCCAAUCUGAACAAAAAUUAUAAAC
This is a messenger RNA of Cydia amplana, 1359 nucleotides long. RefSeq names its product inactive ubiquitin carboxyl-terminal hydrolase MINDY-4B. Gene Ontology annotation, molecular function: cysteine-type deubiquitinase activity; K48-linked deubiquitinase activity. The transcript is spliced from 12 exons. Bases 88 to 1344 code for a protein of 418 amino acids. The record is from RefSeq and is a predicted model, not a curated record. Lineage: Eukaryota; Metazoa; Arthropoda; Insecta; Lepidoptera; Tortricidae. Gene Ontology annotation, biological process: protein K48-linked deubiquitination.